UCCGCUUUGUUGACGUCUCAUACGUACUGUGCCUUCCCAGCAUUCACCGCGAGCUCUGCAGCAUAUUAUUGACAAAGAGAAGAGGCUGGAGGGAACAACAACAGGGUGCGAUCACACACACAGACCGCGGAGACUCUGAUCUGUGUGCUGACAACAAGUGUCAUGACAUGGCGCUAAGAAGCUGAGAGCAGGAAGUGCCGUUUCCACCAAAAGGGAGUUUUCACAGCUUGAUAGUGAGUAGAGAAGGGUGGGGGGCCCAGCAGGCAGACCGUGGACGGGGAAGGGGAAGAGCUCAGCUGGAGCCAAUGCAGCAGCAGCAUCGACAGCCUGAGCUGGUGGAAGGAAACCUUCCCGUGUUCGUGUUCCCCACUGAGCUCAUCUUCUACGCAGAUGAGCAGACGUCCCACAAGCAGGUGCUCACCCUCUACAAUCCCUAUGAGUUCGCCCUCAAGUUUAAAGUGCUCUGCACAGCGCCAAACAAGUACACUGUGGUGGAUGCCACCGGUGCCGUCAAGCCACAAUGUUGCGUUGACAUAGUCAUCAGACACAGAGAUGUGCGGGCCUGCCAUUAUGGGGUGUACGACAAGUUCCGACUGCAGGUGUCGGAGCAGAGUCAGCGGAAAGCUCUGGGUCGCAAAGAGGUGACGGCGACGCUCCGCCCCUCUGCCUCGCAGGAGCCGCCCAGCCCCCGGCCCCUAGAUGAUGAACGCAGAAUCAAAGAGCAGUUUGCAGAAAGCGAGUUUUUUGAACAGACUGCAUUUCAGACAGAGAGCCGUCCUGUUGCCGGAGGACCCAGUCUGCUGACGGUGCUGCUUGGGCUGGUGUGUAUGGCCGCCCUGAUGCUCCCGACGCUGGGGGAGCAAGAAUCUACUGUGCCUCUCUACCUCCACUUAAGUGUUAACAAGAAACUUGUAGCUGCUUAUGUUCUCGGUCUUCUUACAAUGGUCAUCCUACGCACAUGAGGCGCUGGGAGCUGAGGAGGAGGAGGAGGAGGAUGAGGAUCGAAAAUGAUCGAAAAGACUAAAGAAAACAUUCUCCCACUAGAGGCACUACUACGCUUCAGUGUGUAGAGCUGACAGCAGGGGACGGGGUAUAUUAUUAUUCAAAUCGCCUCGUCCCCUCAUACAUACAUUUUUUAGCAUACUUGUUUUUAAAUCCACACAUGUAUUGUGUUAAUACAUACAUUUACACAACACCGAACUGAUGCAAACAGAAGAGACCUCCGGAGUGUUGGUGUGAGAGGAGCCGUCCCUGAACAGGGUCCGUGAAGAAACAUGAGGCCACUCGCCCAGAGUUGUCCUGUGGCCUCAUAUUUCCUGUGUCUGUAUUUCUGUGGUCAAUAUUAGUUUGAAGGAAUCCACAUGCGAACAUGAUACCAUGUAUAUAAAGCCAUUCAAGUUUUGUUAUGGUACUCACCUGUAACCAUCACUAUAUUCAAUGUUUUGAAGCAUUUUCAGUGUAGACGUCAUGCAGCUUGCAAGCGUUGAUACCUUAUCUGAGUGAGUUCUUUUUUUUCAGCAGUACGAUACUUUUACAUGUCGCCAAAGGAAAAGAUUUUUUCUUUUGUUUGCCGUAUUAUGUCAAUGCUACAUCAAAUGUUUAAUAAAGUCUCCAUACAUCUGUCUGGUAUAAUGUU
Messenger RNA from Hippoglossus stenolepis (Pacific halibut), 1636 nucleotides. It is a transcript of the gene mospd1, whose product is annotated as motile sperm domain containing 1. The transcript is spliced from 6 exons. Bases 306 to 962 code for a protein of 218 amino acids. The record is from RefSeq and is a predicted model, not a curated record. Lineage: Eukaryota; Metazoa; Chordata; Actinopteri; Pleuronectiformes; Pleuronectidae. Gene Ontology annotation, cellular component: cytoplasm.